Molecule: messenger RNA, 1206 nt
Organism: Leopardus geoffroyi (Geoffroy's cat)
Lineage: Eukaryota; Metazoa; Chordata; Mammalia; Carnivora; Felidae
Gene: HACD1
Product: 3-hydroxyacyl-CoA dehydratase 1
Exons: 7
Coding region: 246-1112 (288 amino acids)
Biological process (GO): very long-chain fatty acid biosynthetic process; fatty acid elongation; sphingolipid biosynthetic process
Cellular component (GO): endoplasmic reticulum membrane
Molecular function (GO): 3-hydroxyacyl-CoA dehydratase activity
Source: RefSeq, a predicted model, not a curated record
GAGAAGCGGACAGGUUUCUGUGGGAGCGGAAGCCACACGGCCGCCUCGAAACCGUACCCGGGGGUUCGCGGGACCCCGAGACCCGGCUCCCAGGCCCGGCGGCCAGGUCCCCCGUGCCGCGCGCGCUCCCGAGGGCCGGGGGCGGGGCGGCCGGGGCGGCGGCGGCGGCGGCGGCGGCGGGGGGCGCCCGCUCCUCCCCCCGCGGGCGGCAGGGCAGUAGGCGCCGAGCCCCCUGCGCGCGGCACAUGGGGCGCCUGACGGAGGCGGCGGCAGCGGGCGGCGGCGCUUCAGCGGCGCGCUCGGCCGGGCCCCCUCCCGCUCCCCUUCCCCUGUCUUCCACCUCCCCCGGGUGCACGGCCACCAUGGCGUCCAGCGAGGAGGACGGCACCAACGGCGGCGCCUCGGAGGCCGGCGAGGAGCGGGAGGCCCCCGGCAAGAGGAGGCGCCUCGGCUUGCUGGCCACCGUCUGGCUCACCUUCUACAACAUCGCCAUGACCGCGGGGUGGUUGGUUCUAGCUAUUGCCAUGGUACGUUUUUAUAUGGAAAAAGGAACACACAAAGGUUUAUAUAAAAGUAUUCAGAAGACACUUAAAUUUUUCCAGACAUUUGCCUUGCUUGAGAUAGUCCACUGUUUAAUUGGAAUUGUACCUACUUCUGUGAUUGUGGCUGGGGUCCAAGUGAGUUCAAGAAUCUUUAUGGUGUGGCUCAUUACUCACAGUAUAAAACCAAUCCAGAAUGAGGAGAGCGUGGUGCUUUUUCUGGUCGCGUGGACUGUGACAGAGAUCACUCGCUAUUCCUUCUACACAUUCAGUCUUCUCGACCACUUGCCAUACUUCAUUAAAUGGGCCAGAUACAAUUUUUUUAUCAUCUUAUACCCUGUUGGAGUUGCUGGUGAACUUCUUACAAUAUAUGCUGCCUUACCCUACGUGAAGAAGACAGGAAUGUUUUCAAUAAGACUUCCUAAUAAAUACAAUGUCUCUUUUGACUACUAUUAUUUUCUUCUUAUAACCAUGGCCUCAUAUAUACCACUGUUUCCACAACUCUAUUUUCACAUGUUACGCCAAAGAAGAAAGGUGCUUCAUGGAGAGGUGAUUGUAGAAAAGGAUGAUUAAGUGAUCCCUGCAAACAAGGUGCUUUUUCCAGAAUAACCCGGAUUACUUGAGUCCAAGUUUUAAUAACGAGAAUAAACAACUUCAUGAAAUAUUA